Messenger RNA from Pecten maximus, 2801 nucleotides. RefSeq lists its product as uncharacterized. The transcript is spliced from 22 exons. Lineage: Eukaryota; Metazoa; Mollusca; Bivalvia; Pectinida; Pectinidae. The coding region runs from base 35 to 2041 and encodes 668 amino acids. The record is from RefSeq and is a predicted model, not a curated record. Gene Ontology annotation, cellular component: mitochondrial small ribosomal subunit. Gene Ontology annotation, molecular function: structural constituent of ribosome; RNA binding.
AUUUUUUUUCACCUAACUGCGAGUCUGAAACAAGAUGUCAGCCUUCAGGAGGGUGGCGUGCCAAUUUCUUAAUUAUCGACGUCCACUUGCAUGUUCGAACCUUGACAGAAUAGGAAGAUGCACCAUUCCUGACAAUGGUUCCACACGUGCAGUAUCAAUGACAUGUAAAUGUUUCUCUGACGAUGAUAAAUCUGGAAAGAAUCGUGGGAAUGAUAUCAAAAAAACAUCAACUGUCAAAGCAGGGGUAUCCACACAUCGAGACCCACAGCUACAUAAACAGAUCUGUGCUUCUCUGUUCGGAAAAAAUGGAGAGAACUUAUUUCAGUUAAUAUCAAAGAGUAAAAUCAUGUUUAGUGUAGAACCAGGAAAGAGUGACGUCAAGGUUAUAGCAGCGAAUGAUGAAAAAUUGCAGAAAGCCAAACAGCUGGUGUCACGGGAAAUAAAAGAAAUAAGGAUGAAACUUGAUUCUCCACCACUGCCUCAAGAGGCCACAAAAGAAACAACACUACCCAAAGAUCCUACGGGGCCAAGUGUCAAAGUAGAAAUCCCCACCCAUGCAGAUCUGAGAUUACAUGACAGUAUUUGUAUGGAUCUGUUUGGACCAAGUGGAGAAAACUUAUCCCGAAUAAUAGCAGAGAGUAAGAUCAUUUUCAGUGUGAAACCAGGUAAAAAUGAGGUCCAAGUUACCGCAGCAAAUCCUGAAAGUUUGGAGAAAGCCAAAGAAUUGGUGACACAAGAAAUACAACUAAUAAUGAACAAUCUUGAAUCUGGACGGCCCAGACAACCUUCAAGUCCUCCAAGGUUUAAAGAAAAGAUUGCUAUAGAAGAUGCUGAGCCACGUGAAAUUGUUGGCAUUUUAAUCGGUAGAAAAGGAAGCAACAUUGGAAAUAUAUCACAACAGAUUGGAUGUCACAUAAAGUUAACCCCACAUGACGGUUGUAUAGAGGUGGAUGUGAUGGAUGAGAACAAAUUGGAACAAGCAGUGGCAUUGAUAAAAAAUGAUAUCCAAAAAAUCUACAAAAGAAAGAAAAAGUUUACCGAAAGUGUGUCAAUUGGAAAUUUAGAUCAGUCCAUGAUUUUGCGCCUUUUAAUCGGUAGAGGAGGAGAAAUGAUUAGACGAACUGAAGAAAGUGUUGGAUGUUCAACUCGCGUAGACAAACAUGAGCCAGGUUAUAUAGUUGUAGAAGUAGAGGAGGAGGACAAACUAGCAAAAGCAGUGCAACUGGUCAAAGAGGACAUUCAACGACAUCAGCUAAAUUCCACACGGGAACAGAAGGAACGACCCGGCCAAUUUAAAGCAAGAGUCACAGUGACAUCUGAGAUAGACCCGACUUUUGGGAAUUUAAUUGGUGCUCAAGGAAGAAACAUUAAACGUCUUAGAAAGGAGGUGGGAGCUACUUUUACGGCGUACAUUGUUGAUGAUAAUACUUUGGAAGUAACAGCCAAUGAUGCGGGUGUGUUAGAGAAAGCAGUGGAAGUGGUCAACAAAGAAAUUAGUAAGAUUCAGAUGGACUCAGACAAUUGGGACAAGCCAGUUCACAAAUAUAAAGAUAUGAACUGGGGAAAAGUAUUUUCUGGUGAGAUGGAACCCCUAGGGAUAUUUGAUGAGAGUGACCUUCACAAAGAGUCUGAACGGAUAGAGUGUCCAAUGUGGGAUAAACUGGAGGCAGCAGACAAAAUGGAGAGAAAGAGAGCCUAUUUUGUUAAUGAAUUUGAUAGGAUGAUAGCACUUACUGAAGAGGGCAAACUGUGGCAGUUCCCCAUUGAUAAUGAUCAGGGUCGCCCAGAAGAAGAGGAUGUUACAUUCGAUGAGCAUGUAUUUCUUGAGCCCCUUAUUGAGGACUUUCCAAAGAAAGGACCGAUUCGGCAUUUUAUGGAGCUUGUGAUAGCAGGACUGUCAAAAAAUCCCCACAUGAGUGUGAAAGAGAAACAUGAACACAUAGAUUGGUAUCGGGAAUAUUUCACUCAAAACAAACACUUGAUGGAAGAGGAAUUAGGUGAUCUCGCCAAGAUGGCUCCACAAGUACCGCAGCAAGUCUAAAGUUUCCAUAGUGAUCUAACAAUAAGCUCAUACCUGGUGAUAAGCAUGGAAAUAACCCCAUACCAGGCAAUAAGCUAAUGCUUGGCAAAAACCCCAUGCCUGGCAAUAAGCUUAUACCCAGUAAUAAGCUCAUGUCUGGCAAUAAGCCCAUACCUGGUAGGAGCCCACUCAUAUCUAUUGUUUUUCAGUACAAAUAAUCAACCAAUAUGAUUUUUUGUCCAGCAAUUGCCUGUGGGUUGCAGAAUUUAAAAUAGUGUAAAGGAAUUAAGUUUUGUUUUUAUUGUGAAUCUAGUUCCUCGAUCUUUUUAUAGAAACAACAUAUUUACAGGGCUAUUUAUUUCCAUCUACAUAAAUAAAUCUAGCUUUUGUUAAUGAAUUCAUUCUGUAGUGUGUUCAGAUUUGUCAUUCUUAAGGUUUGUUAAGAGAUAUAUAAUUGAUGAGCCAUUUGGAAGGGAAGUAAUUCCCUAAAAGAUUUGAUUUCCAAUUGUAUUGUUAUAGAUUUAAUUCAAAGGGAGAAAUAUAUCAGAAAAGCUUUUAUAUCAUUUUUCCAUAUUUAUAUUUGUAUAAUUGUACAAAUAUUUUCUGUGAAUAUGAGACUUAUGGGAAACCAACUGAAGUUUUUAUUGGAGUGAGUAUAUCAAUUGUAUUAUUUUGAGAAGUUUCAUAAUUUUACUGAUGUUAUAGUUAUGAAUAUCAGUCUGGUAACUUCUCAAUACACACAUCAAUUUUAAUGUUUCCAGGUAAAGUGGAUGAAACUGAA